AUGUCAACAACUAGAACAGAGGCCGGCGAGGUACCCCUCUUCAGAGGCCCCCGAAAGGGAAAAGGCCCAAUAGAGAGUGAGUCUGAAGAAUCAACGAACAGUGUAGGGAGCAGGCUGAGGUUAGAAGAAAACAUCAAACGACGAACUCAAAAUUUCGAUUCUCGAGGCCAGCAAAAGGAUAAAAAGCAACAGAAAUCCCCGGUACCGGAUGGGGGCAAAAGCAACCAUGAUAAACAAAACGCUGAGCCCAUAGACCUCGACAAAGACAAAUCGACAGAUCGGCCCGAGUUGUCAGAAAGGCAACAAAGUAAAAAAGAGAAGGGGUUCGAUCUCGAAGAGUUACUGGAUCAAGCCGACUCGCCAUUUAUAGAAGAAAUCAUGGGGGAGAAGGUCCCUCCAAAAUUCAAGCUACCAACGGUGAAACAAUUCGACAGGUUAAAUGGGACCGGGAAGAAGUUAAAUGAAAGCUUAGCCUAUAUCAAAAUGGAUGAGAAGGAUGUGUGCAUGCAAAAUUUUCUGCAAAUAAAAUCCUGUGCAAGAAUCACUGGGAUGUCCUUUGAUUGCAGUGAGAUUGCAUAUUUUCUUUCACUUGCCAGAAAUAAACAUGAACUGGAAUUGGACUUCAAGCGUUGUUGGGAAGAAUUUCGGUCAUCUAGCUCUGAAAAGGAGAAAGAGGCGGCCUUGAAUAUGACUGUGGAUAGUUUUUGUAGAUUAGUGAAGCAACAUGCUAAUGUAGCUCAAUUAGUUACCUUGUUAAUCGAAACACAUAUAUUCUCUUUUGUUGUGGGAAGAGCUUUUGUUACAGAUAUUGAGAAGCUAAAAAUCAGCAGUAAAAGAAGGUCUUUGGAUGUAGUAAAAGUACUAAAGUAUUUUUCAGAAGUUGCUGAGGAUGUUAUUAGUCCAGGUGCAAAUCUGUUGACUGCAGUUGAAGUCCUUGUAUCUGGGCCUAUUGACAAGCAAUCCCUUCUUGAUUCGGGUAUAUUUUGCUGUCUCAUCCAUAUUCUCAAUGCCCUUCUGGAUCCUGAUGAAGCCAGUCAGAGGGAAAAGGCAGCUAGUUAUGAAGAAAAAUCAAACUUGGGUGAAGAUCGCAGUGGUCAUGUUGGACAAGGGCGCCGGCUAGAGAUCGAGGGCAGUGUUAUUCAUAUCAUGAAGGCUCUGGCCAGCCAUCCUUCAGCUGCCCAGAGUUUGAUUGAGGAUGAUUCCCUUCAGAUGCUUUUUCAGAUGGUUGCAAAUGGGUCCUUGACAGUCUUCUCUCAGUAUAAGGAAGGUCUUGUUCCAUUGCACAAUAUACAACUUCAUAGACAUGCUAUGCAGGUACUUGAUCUUCUUCUGGUCAAUGACAGUGGAAGCACUGCCAAAUAUAUACACAAACAUCACUUGAUAAAAAUUCUUUUAAUGGCAGUGAAGGAUUAUGAUCCUAACUGUGGCGACUCUGCUUAUACCAUGGGGAUAGUGGACUUGCUACUUGAGUGUGUGAAAUUGUCUUAUAGGCCUGAGGCCAAUGGUAUAAGUCUCAGGGAGGAUAUACACAAUGCUCAUGGUUAUCACUUCCUUGUCCAGUUUGCACUGACUCUUUCUACAUUGCCAAGGAGUCAAGCUUUUCAGUCUAUAAAAUCUAGUCCACCACAAGAUCACAUUCAAGCCGCAGAUGUCUCCUUUGAAAUAAAUGAUAGAGAAAAACCAGAUUAUAUGGAACAAGAUGUCCCUUCCCUGCAACUUUUCCCUACAUUGUCAAGGUUGCUUGAUGUUCUUGUAAGUCUUGCCCAAACUGGUCCACAGGAAUCUGAGGGUUUAUCUACAGGGAGAAGAUCUAAAUCUACUCAUUCCAAGAACACUGGCCAUAGCAGAAGCAGAACAUCCUCGUCUGAUCGGCUUGCUGAUGAUCUUUGGGAGGAAGGCAAUAAUAAAGUCAAAGAUCUAGAAGCUGUCCAAAUGUUGCAAGAUAUUUUCCUGAAGGCAGACAACAGAGAAUUGCAGGCAGAAGUAUUAAAUAGAAUGUUCAAAAUAUUCUCAAGUCAUUUAGAAAAUUACAAGUUGUGCCAGCAGUUACGAACUGUUCCACUUCUCAUCCUAAACAUGGCUGGUUUUCCUUCAUCUUUGCAAGAGAUAAUCUUGAAAAUUCUUGAAUAUGCUGUAACUGUUGUAAAUUGUGUACCCGAGCAGGAAUUGCUUUCACUGUGUUGUUUGUUGCAGCAGCCAAUAAUGUCGGAAUUAAAGCAUACCAUACUUUCCUUUUUUGUAAAAUUAUUGUCAUUUGACCAUCAUUAUAAGAAAGUCCUGCGAGAAGUUGGUGUGCUGGAGGUUUUGUUGGAUGAUUUGAAGCAGCACAAGUUUCUUCAGGGUCCUGAUCAGCACGUUGGUAACUUUCACCAGCUAGAAAGAAAAUCCAGCACCAGCAGCUUCAAAAAGCAUUUUGAUAAUAAGGACACAAUUCUUUCUUCACCCAAGAUGGAGUCUGGCUCGGGGAAGUUUCCAAUUUUUGAAGUGGAGAAUACUACUACUGUUGCAUGGGAUUGUAUGGUCUCUUUACUGAAGAAAGCUGAAGCCAGUCAAACAUCAUUUCGAUCAUCUAAUGGUGUGGCCAUCGUCCUUCCAUUUCUAGUAUCUAAUGUACAUCGUCAAGGAGUUCUCAGGUUGCUGUCAUGUUUGAUCAUUGAGGAUACUGCACAGGCUCAUCCUGAAGAAUUAAGUACCAUUGUUGAAAUUUUGAAAAGUGGAAUGGUCACCAGUGUUUCAGGGUCUCAGUAUAGGCUUCAGAAUGAGGCUAAAUGUGAAACAAUGGGAACCUUGUGGCGUAUUCUGGGAGUCAAUAAUUCUGCACAAAGGAUCUUUGGUGAAGUGACAGGGUUUUCUCUUUUGCUUACUACACUUCAUAGUUUCCAAAGUGGAGGGGACUCAUAUCAGUGUUCAAUUGAGGAUCGCAUCAAGGUAUUUAUGUACUUACUGCGUGUUGUGACAGCUGGAGUAUGUGAUAAUGCUGUGAACAGGGUAAAACUGCACACGGUUAUUUUGUCUCAAACAUUUAAUGAUCUUCUGUCUGAGUCUGGCCUGAUAUGUGUGGAGUUUGAAAGGCAAGUCAUACAGUUACUAUUGGAACUUUCUCUUGAGAUAGUUCUACCACCAUACUUGAAAUUAGAAGAUGCUCCAUCGUCAAGUUUUGUGGAAAACACUUCAUCCAGUUUUCACUUAACAACUCCAUCAGGUUCAUUUCAUCUUAAUAAAGAACGCGUAUACAAUGCUGGAGCUAUAAGGGUUCUUAUCCGUUUGCUGUUGCUAUUUACUCCCAAGGUACAGUUGGAAGUUCUUGACAUCAUUGAAAAGCUUGCUCGUGCUGGCUCCUUUAAUCAGGAAAAUCUCACAUCAGUAGGUUGUGUGGAACUUCUAUUGGAGACAAUUCGGCCUUUCCUAUUGGGAUCAUCUCCAUUACUUGCAUAUACUCUGAAGAUAGUGGAAGUUCUUGGGGCAUAUAGGUUAUCUGCAUCAGAACUUCGAAUGAUAAUUAGAUUUGUUCUCCAAAUGAGAUUGUUGAAGUCAGGUCAUAUUCUUAUUGACAUGAUGGAAAGAUUGGUUCAUAUGGAAGAUAUGGCAUCAGAUAGUAUUUCUUUGGCACCAUUUAUAGAGAUGGACAUGAGUAAGAUUGGGCAUGCCUCUAUUCAAGUAUCUCUUGGAGAAAGAUCAUGGCCUCCAGCUGCUGGUUAUUCUUUUGUUUGCUGGUUUCAAUUCCACAAUUUCCUUAAAUCCCAAGGAAAGGAAUUUGAACCCUCAAAAGUAGGCCCUUCAAAGAGGUCGACGGCCAAAAAUGCUCAGCCCCAGGAGCAGCAAAUUCUCCGUAUAUUUUCUGUUGGUGCAGCAAGCAAUGAUAAUACUUUUUAUGCCGAACUUUAUCUGCAGGAGGAUGGUGUUCUAACCCUUGCCACUAGCAACUCUUCCUCCUUAUCAUUUUCUGGCAUUGAUCUUGAGGAAGACAGAUGGCAUCACCUUGCAGUUGUUCACAGCAAACCAAAUGCUCUAGCUGGACUAUUUCAAGCUAGCAUUGCUUAUGUGUAUCUUAAUGGAAAGCUAAAACACACUGGGAAACUGGGUUAUGCACCAUCUCCUGCCGGAAAACCUUUGCAGGUGAAUAUUGGUACCCCAGUUGCAUGUGCAAAAGUUAGUGACAUAAAUUGGAAGCUCCGUUCCUGCUAUCUUUUUGAAGAGGUGCUUACUCCAGGCUGCAUAUGUUUCAUGUACAUACUCGGUAGAGGAUAUCGAGGAAUUUUCCAAGACACAGAUCUUUUGCAUUUUGUUCCAAACCAGGCCUGUGGUGGUGGUAGCAUGGCUAUUUUAGAUUCAUUAGAUGCUGACUUGGCUUUGACCCACAAUAUGCAGAAGCAUGAGGUCGCAAGCAAGUUGGUAGACACAAGGGCAGAUGGUAGUGGGAUAGUUUGGGAUAUGGAAAGACUAGGAAAUCUUUCCUUGCAGCUCUCAGGCAAGAAACUGAUAUUUGCAUUUGAUGGAACAUCUACAGAAGCCAUGCGAGCAUCGGGAGUUUUAUCUAUGCUCAAUCUAGUAGAUCCCAUGUCAGCCGCUGCUUCUCCUAUUGGGGGUAUUCCCCGUUUUGGACGUCUUCACGGAGAUGUUUAUGUUUGUAAGCAAUGUGUAAUUGGUGACACCAUACGCCCUGUUGGUGGGAUGACUGUUAUCCUUGCCCUUGUCGAAGCUUCUGAGACGAGGGAUAUGUUGCACAUGGCCCUUACAUUACUUGCAUGUGCACUUCAUCAAAAUCCACAGAAUGUGAGGGACAUGCAAACCUACAGGGGUUAUCAUUUACUAGCUCUCUUUCUGCAUCGGCGUAUGUCACUAUUUGAUAUGCAGUCACUCGAAACCUUUUUCCAGAUUGCAGCAUGUGAAGCUUCGUUUGCAGAGCCCAAAAGGUUGGAAAAUAUUCAAACUACUUUCUCACCAAUUAAUACUUUUCAGGAGAGCAGUUAUGAGGAGCUUAAUUUAUCAAAAUUGCGUGAUGAAGUUUUCUCUGUUGGAUCACAUGGUGACAUGGAUGAUUUUUCUGCUCAGAAAGAUUCAUUUAGCCAUAUUUCAGAGCUAGAAAAUCCUGAAAUACCAGGUGAAACUUCAAAUUGCGUUGUAUUGUCAAAUCCAGAUAUGGUGGAGCAUGUGUUGCUUGACUGGACAUUGUGGGUAACAGCACCGGUUGCAAUUCAAAUUGCCCUUCUGGGUUUCCUUGAGCAUCUAGUCUCUAUGCACUGGUACAGGAAUCAUAACCUUACGGUUCUUCGCCGAAUUAACCUUGUUCAGCAUUUAUUAGUGACUUUGCAGCGGGGUGACGUUGAGGUUCCUGUGUUGGAGAAAUUAGUUGUCUUGCUUGGAGUCAUUUUAGAAGAUGGGUUUUUGGUAUCUGAAUUGGAAAUUGUAGUGAAGUUUGUGAUCAUGACAUUUGAUCCACCUCAACUGACACCAAGGCGUCCAAUUUUGCGGGAGUCUAUGGGGAAGCAUGUGAUUGUAAGAAAUAUGUUGCUGGAGAUGCUUAUUGAUCUUCAAGUGACCAUAAAAUCAGAGGAGCUGCUAGAGCAAUGGCAUAAGAUUGUUUCAUCUAAGUUGAUAACAUAUUUUCUCGAUGAAGCUGUUCAUCCUUCAAGUAUGAGAUGGAUUAUGACACUUCUUGGGGUAUGUCUUACUUCUUCACCAACAUUUGCACUUAAAUUCCGUACAAGUGGAGGUUAUCAAGGUUUGGUGCGUGUUCUUCCCAGUUUCUAUGAUUCCCCUGAUAUAUAUUAUAUCCUUUUCUGCCUUAUAUUUGGAAAGCCAGUUUAUCCUAGACUACCUGAAGUCCGAAUGCUAGACUUUCAUGCCCUUAUGCCAAGUGAUGGAAGUUUUGUGGAACUGAAAUUUGUGGAACUUCUGGAACCUGUAAUUGCAAUGGCAAAGUCCACAUUUGAUAGGCUCAGUGUUCAGACAAUGCUUGCCCACCAAACUGGUAAUCUUUCCCAGGCUAGUGCUGGUCUUGUGGCUGAACUUGCUGAAGGGAAUGCAGACAUGGCAGGAGAGCUUCAAGGUGAAGCUCUGAUGCAUAAGACCUAUGCUGCUCGUCUAAUGGGUGGGGAGGCAUCGGCCCCUGCUGCUGCUACCUCUGUUCUUAGGUUUAUGGUUGAUCUUGCAAAAAUGUGCCAUCCUUUUUCUGCAGUUUGCAGACGGACAGAUUUUCUUGAAAGCUGUGUCGACCUCUACUUUUCUUGUGUUAGAGCUGCUUAUGCUGUGAAGAUGGCUAAAGAGCUAUCGGUAAAGACUGAGGAAAAGAACUCAAAUGAUUGUGAUGAUGGUAGUAGCUCACAGAACACGUUCACUAGUAUACCACAGGAACAGGAUUUGUCUGUGAAAACAUCCAUUAGUGUUGGAAGUUUCCCUCAAGGGCAGGCAAGUACUAGCUCUGAUGACACUGCUGUGCCUCAAAAUGAGUCAAGUCAUAAAGAGGAGAACAAUACUGUUCCAUCCCCCCGACUGUCAAGCAAAUCAGGGCAUGAUUUUCAGGCCGUUGAGAGCUUUGAAGGUGAUAAUAUUGACCAGGAGUCUGUCACAUCCAGUACAAAUGAGUUUAGCUUCAGGGCAAGAAAAAGCAAUCUAGAACCCUUGCAACCAAUUGAUUCUCAUAGCACUGCUUCUCUAAAUUUUAUUGAUUCUCCCAUCCUAUCAGAGAAAUCGAGUUAUCGAGUCCCCCACACUCCCUCAUCAUCUCCAGUUCUUGCAUUGACAUCUUGGCUUGGGAGUGCAAGCAAUAACGAAUUAAAAUAUACUUCAGCUGCUCCGCCGUCUGUGGAAUCUUUUGCGUCUGCUGUAGAAUUUGAUCCGUCAUCAGAUUCAAAAUCUGCGUCUCAAGGACCAUCAGCUGCAAAUACUUUCUUUUCGGUUAGCCCAAAGCUACUUCUUGAAAUGGAUGAUUCUGGCUAUGGAGGUGGUCCUUGUUCUGCUGGUGGUACGGCUGUCUUAGAUUUUGUGGGUGAAGUUCUUUCAGAUAUUUUGACUGAGCAGAUAAAGGCAACACCAGUCAUAGAGAGCAUCUUGGAAAAUGUUCCUUUGUAUGUUGAUAUGGAAUCUAUGUUAGUCUUCCAAGGUUUGUGUCUUAGUAGACUAAUGAACUUCGUUGAAAGGCGCCUUCUGCGGGAUGACGAAGAAGAUGAAAAGAAACUGGACAAAACUCGCUGGUCUGCAAAUUUAGAUGCUUUUUGCUGGAUGAUUGUUGAUCGUGUAUAUAUGGGUGCCUUUCCGCAACCUGCUGGUGUGUUAAAAACUCUCGAAUUCUUGCUCUCUAUGUUGCAACUGUCAAACAAGGAUGGUCGAAUAGAAGUAUCUCCUUCUGGAAAGGGACUUUUAUCUAUUGCAAGAGGAACCAAGCAGCUUGAUGCUUACGUACAUUCAAUUUUAAAGAAUACCAGUAGAAUGAUAUUGUACUGCUUCCUCCCAUCAUUCUUGAUCUCAAUUGGAGAAGAUGGUCUCCUUUCAUGCUUGGGUUUGCUAAUGGAACCCAAGAAAAGAUCAUACACGGGUUCAUAUCAUGGUGAUUCUGGAAUUGAUAUCAGCACAGUCUUACAGCUAUUAGUUGCUCACAGAAGAAUUAUCUUCUGUCCAAGCAAUGUUGAUACCGAUCUCAAUUGCUGUCUUUGUGUCAAUUUAAUAACUCUUCUUCGUGACUCCAGGCAAUAUGUACAGAACAUGGCGGUUGAUAUUGUCAAGUAUCUCCUGGUGCAUCGAAGGCAUGCCUUAGAGGAUUUGCUUGUCUCUAAACCAAACCAAGAUGUCUUACGUGGAGGUUUUGACAAAUUGCUGACUGGAAGCUUAUCUGAUUUCUUUGAUUGGCUUCAGACUUCUGAACAGAGUGUAAAUAAAGUAUUGGAGCAGUGCGCGGUCAUAAUGUGGGUGCAGUAUAUUACUGGAUCUGGAAAGUUUCCUGGAGUGAGGAUAAAGGCAAUGGAGGGUCGUCGUAAGAAGGAGAUUGGGAGAAGAUCUCGAGAUACUUCAAAGUUGGAUGUGAGACACUGGGAGCAAGUGAAUGAGCGGAGGUAUGCUCUGGAUUUACUUCGUGACUCAAUGUCUACCGAGUUAAGAGUACUUCGUCAGGAUAAAUAUGGAUGGGUUCUCCAUGCUGAGAGUGAAUGGAAAAGUCAUCUCCAGGAACUUGUUCAUGAACGUAGUAUAUUUCCUAUGACCAUAUCUUCUGUGACAGAAGAUCCUGAAUGGCAGCUUUGUCCCAUAGAGGGUCCAUAUAGAAUGCGCAAGAAACUAGAGCGUAGCAAAUUGAAGAUAGAUACCAUUCAAAAUGCUCUUGAUGGAAAGUUUGAACUAAAAGAAGCAGAGCUGAUAAAAGGAGGAAAUGGCCUUGAUGCGUCUGAUGGUGAUUCAGAAUCCUAUUUUCAUCUUUUAACUGAUAAUAAUGCCAAACAGAAUGAUUCAGAUAGUGAUAUUUAUGAUGAACCUAUGUUUAAUGAAUCAGAUGAUGUCAGGGAUGAAACAUCUGUUAAAAAUGGAUGGAAUGAUGAUAGAGCUAGUAGUAUAAAUGAUGCAAGUCUUCACUCUGCACUUGAGUUUGGUGCCAAGUCUAGUGCUGUUUCUAUUCCAGUAGCAGAUAGCAUACAAGGAAGAUCUGACCUGGGAUCCCCUAGACAAUCGUCGUCUGCUAGAAUUGAUGAGGUAAAAGUUAGUGAUGAUAAAUAUGAUAAAGAACUACAUGAUGAUGGUGAAUACCUUAUAAGACCGUAUUUGGAGCCUUUUGAAAAGAUACGAUUCCGCUAUAAUUGUGAGCGUGUCGUUGGCCUUGACAAACAUGAUGGAAUCUUUCUGAUUGGUGAACUUUGUCUGUAUGUGAUUGAGAAUUUCUACAUUGAUGACUCUGGAUGCAUUUGUGAAAAAGAAUGUGAAGAUGAACUGUCAGUUAUUGAUCAGGCUUUGGGUGUAAAGAAGGAUUGUUUGGGCAGUAUGGAUUUCCAGUCCAAGUCAACUUCAUCUUGGGGAGUUACAGCUAAGUCAUGGUCUGGGGGAAGAGCGUGGGCAUAUAGUGGUGGCGCGUGGGGAAAGGAGAAAGUUGGCAGCAGUGGUAAUCUACCUCAUCCUUGGCGUAUGUGGAAGCUUGACAGUGUUCAUGAAAUUUUGAAGCGAGAUUAUCAGCUCCGACCAGUUGCUGUUGAAAUAUUCAGUAUGGAUGGAUGCAAUGACCUCCUGGUGUUCCAUAAAAAGGAGAGAGAAGAAGUCUUCAAAAAUCUUCUUGCCAUGAAUCUUCCCAGAAACAGCAUGCUGGACACUACAAUCUCUGGAACAACCAAACAAGAGAGCAGUGAGGGCAGUCGUCUUUUUAAGAUAAUGGCCAAAUCUUUUUCAAAAAGGUGGCAAAAUGGAGAAAUAAGCAAUUUUCAGUACCUCAUGCAUCUUAAUACCUUGGCAGGACGAGGGUACAGUGACCUUACCCAGUACCCGGUGUUCCCUUGGGUCCUUGCUGAUUAUGAAAGUGAAAACCUAGACUUGACAGAUCCAAAAUCAUUUCGAAUGCUUGCUAAACCAAUGGGUUGUCAGACGCCCGAGGGAGAAGAGGAAUUUAAGAAAAGAUAUGAGAGUUGGGAUGAUCCAGAGGUUCCAAAAUUUCACUAUGGUUCUCAUUAUUCUAGUGCUGGAAUUGUCCUCUUCUAUCUGCUGCGGCUCCCACCAUUUAGUGCAGAGAAUCAGAAGCUUCAAGGUGGGCAGUUUGACCAUGCUGAUCGUCUUUUCAAUAGCAUUAGAGAUACUUGGUUAAGUGCAGCUGGAAAGGGGAACACGUCAGACGUGAAGGAGCUCAUUCCAGAAUUCUUUUACAUGCCAGAGUUCCUUGAAAAUAAGUUCAAUCUUGACUUGGGAGAGAAACAAUCUGGAGAAAAGGUUGGUGACGUUGUCUUACCUCCAUGGGCCAAGGGCAGUGCUAGGGAGUUCAUCAGGAAACAUAGAGAAGCGCUGGAAUCUGACUUUGUUUCAGAAAAUUUGCAUCAUUGGAUAGACCUCAUCUUUGGAUACAAACAGAGAGGGAAGGGAGCAGAGGAAGCUACUAAUGUUUUCUACCAUUACACAUAUGAAGGGAGCGUGGAUAUAGAUUCAGUGACUGAUCCCGCAAUGAAAGCCUCAAUUUUAGCACAGAUUAAUCACUUUGGCCAGACACCGAAACAACUUUUCCUCAAGGCCCAUGUGAAGAGGCGGGUUGACAGAAAAUUCCCUCAUCCACUCAAGCAUUCUAAUUUUCUUGUCCCGCAUGAGAUACGUAAGAGCUUGUCUUCUAUAACCCAGAUUGUCUCUUUCAAUGAGAAAAUUCUUGUGGCAGGGGCUAACACCUUGCUUAAACCAAGAUCAUAUACCAAGUAUGUUGCAUGGGGAUUCCCAGACCGAAGCUUGAGAUUUCUGAGCUAUGAUCAAGACAGACUCCUAUCUACUCAUGAAAAUCUUCAUGAGGGUAACCAAAUUCAGUGUGCUGGUGUUACUCAUGAUGGCUGUGUUGUGGUAACAGGGGCUGAUGAUGGACUGGUUUGGGUUUGGAGAAUUACUAAACUUGCACCCCGUCUUGUUAGACGAUUGCAGUUGGAGAAGGCUCUUUCUGCUCACACCGCGAAAAUCACAUGCCUUUAUGUUAGUCAACCAUACAUGCUUAUUGCAAGCGGAUCGGAGGAUUGUACCGUCAUUAUAUGGGAUCUGAGCUCCCUGGUUUUUGUCAGGCAGCUUCCCAAGUUCCCAACUGCAGUUUCAGCGAUUUAUGUUAAUGACUUGACUGGGGAGAUUGUGACAGCAGCUGGAAUUCUGCUUGCAGUUUGGAGCAUCAAUGGAGAUUGCCUUGCAAUGGUCAACACAUCCCAGUUGCCCUCCGAUUCUAUUCUUUCAAUAACAAGCAGUACGUUUUCCGAUUGGCUGGAUACAAAUUGGUAUGCAACAGGUCAUCAGAGUGGUGCUGUCAAGGUUUGGCAAAUGGUUCACUGCUCCAAUCCUGCUUCUCAGAUCAAAUCUACCGGUAGUAGCACAUUUGGUCUGAAUCUUGACGAAAAGGCAGCGGAGUAUCGAUUGAUUCUUCAUAAGGUACUGAAAUUUCACAAGCAUCCAGUGACUGCACUUCACCUAACAAGUGACUUAAAGCAGUUACUGAGUGGUGAUUCCAGUGGCCAUCUUUUUUCAUGGACAUUGCCAGGUGAGAGCUUGAAAGCAGCAGCUUCAAUGAAUCAGGGGUGAGAAAUGGCAAUCAGAACUAAUGCAAAUAUCUCAACUUUCAAGUUGAUAGUUGAUGUGCUCUUCAUGGGCGACCGUCAACGGUCUCGUUACUGUCCUUACUGAGGAAGGAAAUAAAAUGCAUGAUCAAAUCAAAAAAUGACCGCAGGGCUGGCCUGGUGGUGAAACAUGAUUAACUUGUGAGCAAGACUGGGCUUCUCAGCAGCAUGAGACUAACAUCUGAGACAUGAAUAGCAUGAAUGCUUCUACUCUACUGCAUUAUACUCUGCAAUUUGGUGAAGAGUAAAGCAGGUCUAAUUGACAGCAGGCAGUAGGAUUGUGAUUCAACACGGUUUGUUUGUAUGUUCGGGUGAAAUUUAGUACAUUCUCGGGGUUUGAGCGAGAAUGUUAGAUUUCCCCCCUCUUUUUUUUCCUUGGGUGUAAAUAUAGAUUGAUCGAGGGUAUGAGUAUGUAAUGAGAAUUGUAUAUAGGAGAAGUUGUGCUAUCAGAGAGAGAGAGCUGGGUGAGAUGGUGCUCACCAUGGUGUCUGUGUUGGAGGAUGUUAUGGCCUCAUUGUAUUCAUUUUGGUAAUAGUUCUCUUUGCAUGGUGCAAUGGAACUCUAUUUCUUUUCUCAUGAAAUAUACAGAAAGACAAAAGCACGUUUCGUUUUGUUU
Messenger RNA from Momordica charantia (bitter melon), 11868 nucleotides. The record is from RefSeq and is a predicted model, not a curated record. Lineage: Eukaryota; Viridiplantae; Streptophyta; Magnoliopsida; Cucurbitales; Cucurbitaceae.